Aphidius gifuensis is the source of this 3216-nucleotide messenger RNA. RefSeq names its product exocyst complex component 2 (gene Sec5). The record is from RefSeq and is a predicted model, not a curated record. Gene Ontology annotation, cellular component: exocyst. The coding region runs from base 301 to 3000 and encodes 899 amino acids. The transcript has 4 exons. NCBI's taxonomy places the organism in Eukaryota, Metazoa, Arthropoda, Insecta, Hymenoptera, Braconidae. Gene Ontology annotation, biological process: Golgi to plasma membrane transport; exocytosis.
UUUUUUAAAUAAAAAAUUAUUAUUUUUUUAAUUUAUUGUUUGUUUUUAAUAUUUUAAUAAUAAUAAUAAUAAUGUUGUUUAGUUUAUGUGCUAUGUAACAGAGGGCGAGAAGAGAGAGAAAGAGACAGCAACACAAAUUGAACACUAACCGCAAAAUUAAAUGUCAUAACAAACUGUAAAAACAAUAAUUAAAACACAAAAAUUAUAUUAUAAAAUGAUAAUUAUAAAUUGGAGGCGUUUCUAAGAUGUUUAAAUAUAAUUUAAUUUUAAAUAAUAUAUAAAUAAAAAAAUUAUUAAAUAAUGCAAAUAAUAUUUUAUUGUUUUGAUAAAGUGACAAGUUAUUAUUUAUUUUGCACCACCACCAGUAGUAACAGGUAUAAAAGAGGGUCCUGGGGUGCAUUAAGGAGAAAAACACGGUGGGCAGAAUGGUUUAUCCUGAAAAAUAAAAUAAUUGCAAGAUCUGGACCAUGUAAAGGACGUGGUGAUAUUAUUGUAACAACACGUAGUGGUGGUCAGGGUAGUUCAACUGUUCAAUAUCGUGGUUAUCAUGAAACAAUUGGUCCAAUGAAAGAAUCAGCUGUAUGGGUUGAAGAAGCACCUGUACAAAGUUUUGUUUGGGGUAGACGUGCAUUAUCACCAACAAAUUAUCAACAAGAAGAUCCACUUGGUUUAAGUGUUGAAGGAAAUGAUAAUAAAAAAUUUCCUGAAGAUGAAUUAUGUGAAUUAUUUGGUGAUAGUAAUGGUGAAUUAACAAAUGAAAAAUUUCAUCCUGGUUGGUUUUUACUACAGCAUCAUCAUGCAACAACACUUGAUGAUUUAAAAGCUGGUCUUGCUUAUUUAAGAAGAAAAGUUAAUUCACAAAAAGAAGGACAAUUAUCAUUUUUAAAGGCAAAUGUUGGUGCUGUUAUGGAACAACUAGAAACAAUUGUCAUAUUAAAAGAACAAUUUGAAACAGAUGUUAAAAAAUAUGGUGAUAAUCCAACAGCUAAAUUAGAAAAUGCAAUAAUAACAUCAAUGAAUGAAGCAAAUAAAUUAUUUGAUAAUGUAUUAAUAAGACGUGAUCGUGCUGAUGCAACACGUAGUGCAUUAUCAUUAAUGCAACGUUAUCGUUUUUUAUUUUGUAUGCCAGUUAAUAUUGAAAAAAAUAUUAAUCGUGGUAAUUAUGAUCUUAUUAUAAAUGAUUAUGCACGUGUUAAAAAUUUAUUUGGUAAUACAGAUAUUGAAAUAUUUAAAAAAGUACUCAUUGAAAUUGAAAAUAAAAUUGAUAUGUUGAGAAAUAAGCUGAAAAUUAAACUUCAAGAAAUGCCAUUUACACUUGAAAAACAAAAAAAAAUCAUAAGAAAUUUAGUUAAUUUAGAUGCAAAUGGUGAUCCAGCAUGGGAUGCAAUUGUAUCACAUGCAAAUUAUUUAGAUAAUAAUAUAAAAAGUUGUCUACAAGAUUAUUAUGAUAACAAUGAUAAUGAUGAUUUAAAUAAAACACAACAAAAAUCAACAAACAUGACAAUGUCAACAAUGGCAAUUGAUCGUUAUAAAUUAAAUAAUAAAAAUGAUACAAAUGAUUAUGUUCCAUCACAAGUAUUAUGUAUUGAAUCAAUUUGCGAUGUUGUUGCUGAACAAUUACCAGAUUUAUGGAGACUUGGACAGAGUUAUUUUACUGGACAACUUCAUGUUGCUGUUGAUACAGAAAAACAAAUUCCAUUUAAAAAUUUAGUCCUGAAUUGUAUACAAAAUGCAAGUGAUGCUAUGAAAGAAUCAUGUGGUGGUAAUAAUAUGACACCAGCUUGGUUACUUCAUAGUCUUCGUUGUAUUCGUCAAAUGUAUGCAGCUUUAAUACAUCUAGAUUUACCAAGUGAUGCACUUGAUAUAUUUGGAAAAUUUUUAUUUGACUUAAGAUCACAGUGUCUCGUUGCAUUAUUUAAACAAACAGCUGAAAAUAUAAUUAAUUUACAAAAAAAAGAAACAUGGGAAUUGGAAUAUUUAGCAAAUGUCGAUGGUGGUAUUACAAAAUUACCAUAUUUAUUUGAAAAUAUGAUUAUGGAAGUAUCAGAAUUAUCAAGAGAAACAGCAAUUGCAUGUGGACCAAGAGAACUACCACUUUUUGAUAAUAUACAACAACAAGUUAUUUAUUAUAAUGCUGUUAAAACAUUAUUUAUUUCAUUUUCAAAAACUUUACAAAAAUUAGCAUUCAGUGGAAGUGAAGAAGCUACUGAUGAUGAUGAUCCAUCAGUUUCACAACUUGUUGGUUCACCAGCUUGUUAUAGAGCUAGAAAUAAUAAACAUCGAGAACAUUCAACACCUACUUGGGAAAAAUGUUUAUUGAUAACACUGAGUAAUAUUCGUUACACUUUAAAUAUUGUAUUACCAAGAGUAUCAACAGCAUUGAAAACGCGUGGCUAUCCUGAUUUAUCAGCAGCUGAAGGCUGGCUAAGUGAUUGGACUCAUCUUGAUACAUUGGAUACAGCUGUGUUGGAUGCAUAUUUAGAAAGACGAUGUGAUCCACUUGUUGGUACCAUUGAACCUAGUAUGUAUCUUGGUGGUCUUGAAUGGGAUACGGAAAUUGAGCCAAUGCAUAUUCGUCCUUAUGCACAAGAAGCACUUGCUAAUCUUAUUGCUGUUCAUGCUGAAGUUACUCGUGUUUCUCCUGGACUUUUAAAACGUGUAUUGUCUCAUAUUGUCGAGACAAUUGCUGAAGAAUUGGCAAGAUUAAUGUCUUGUGUUAAUAAAUUUGGAUCAUCUGGUAUUAUUCAAGCAAGAGCAGAUAUAACUCUUUUAAAAAAUACACUGGAACUUUAUAGCACCAAAAGAGCAAGAAAUUUCUUUGAAGAAGCUCUUGAUGCAAUACCACCACCAAAUAAUGACAAUGAUGCAUCACGUAUUGAAGUUUUAUUAAUGAAAGUAACAUCAUCAAUGCAAUUGCAAAUUCGUUGUCUAACUGAAAAACCAAAAACUGCACAAAUAUUUGAUGAAGAGUCUCAACAAAUAAAAACAUCAACUGUUUAAUAUUUAUAUAUACAUAUAAAAAAACACAAUAACAAUUAAGUAAAAUUUGUUUUAUUUAAUUUUUCAUGUUAAAUAAUAUUUGAAAAAUAAAAAAUAACAACAUUGUAAAUGAAAAAAAAUAUUAAAUAAAUUUUUCAUUGAUGUAAAUAAUUUAAAAAUUGAAAGACUCGAUUUAAUUGAUUUUUAAAAUAUUUAUAAAUUAAAAACAAAUAAAAA